Messenger RNA from Salvia hispanica, 2074 nucleotides. RefSeq names its product transcription factor IIIB 60 kDa subunit-like. Gene Ontology annotation, molecular function: RNA polymerase III type 3 promoter sequence-specific DNA binding; TBP-class protein binding; RNA polymerase III general transcription initiation factor activity. NCBI's taxonomy places the organism in Eukaryota, Viridiplantae, Streptophyta, Magnoliopsida, Lamiales, Lamiaceae. The record is from RefSeq and is a predicted model, not a curated record. Gene Ontology annotation, biological process: transcription preinitiation complex assembly; transcription by RNA polymerase III; DNA-templated transcription initiation. Gene Ontology annotation, cellular component: transcription factor TFIIIB complex; transcription preinitiation complex; nucleus.
CUCACACCAAAUCAUUUUUUCAUAACUGAAUUAUGAAUCCGCCGUGAUCGGAAUUCCUUCCAAUUGCGCCGCCGCGGUUGCAAAAUUAUUAGCACAAACUUAUUGUGCUAAUCCGCUCUCUUCAGGGCUGCCUGCGAUGGCAACAUGGUGUUUUACCUGUGUGAGAAAAGUUGCGAUAUCUCACAAUGAAGGAAGAAUAUGCUGUGUCAAUUGCGGCAGUGUUGUUGCUGAUGAUAUGUUUACAGAGGAAACUCAGUUUGUGAAAGGAGCUGAUGGACAGUCCCGAGCGGCAGGUAUUCUUGUGAGGUCCAUCCAGCAUAUUUCUGAAUCUAGGCAGAGGACACUGAACGAUGCAUAUGACGGAAUCCUGAGUAUAAUGUCUGCCUUGGAAAUUCAGGGUGGUGCAGAUAAAGCUAAUAUAGCUCUUAGGCUUUAUGAGUUGGCACUUCGUAAAAACUUCACAAAGGGUCGCAGGAGAGAACAAGUGCAUGCUGCUUGUGUUUACAUCAUGUGUAGGAUGGAAAAUAAACCAUUUCUUCUAAUUGAAUUCUCAGAACAUCUAAGGAUAAAUGUUUACGUGCUAGGGGCGGUCUUUUUGCAGCUUUGCAAAGUUCUUAGCCUUGAAGAAAACCCUCUUAUUCAGAACCUUGUGGAUCCUAGCCUUUUCAUUCACCGAUUUUCUGACCGUCUGUUCAAAAACAGAGAUAAAAAUAUUCCCAAAACUGCACUUCAGAUUGUUGCUAGUAUGAAGCGUGAUUGGAUGCAGACUGGGAGGAAACCAAGUGGAUUAUGCGGAGCUGCACUUUAUAUAUCUGCUCUUGCACAUGGUCAUGAUUGUUCAAAGUCUGAUAUUAUUAAGACAGUCCACAUCUGUGAAGCAACAUUGACAAAGCGGUUGAUUGAAUUUGAAAGUACUGAUUCGGGAGGUUUAACGAUUGAGGAGUUUGAGAAGAAGUCAGAGGAGUUUGACAUUCUGGAAAAAAAAAUUGGUGAAGAGGCGUCGCAAAUGAAGUCACUCAAUACGGGGCAAAAGGCAUCUAAGAAUGGUGAACUCCUCUGCAAGCAUAAGGGUCAUGAGGAUCCUCCUCAUUUUGCUUAUGGUCUUUGUAAUGAAUGCUACAAAGAUUUCAUGAUAAUAUCUGGAGGCCUGAGUGGUGGAUCCGAGCCUCCAGCUUUCCAGCGUGCUGAGAGGAAAAGGAUAAUGGCUGAGGAAGCUACUGCUGACUGCUCUGAGAAUCAGGAUUCGCCAAUGUUUCCUGACCUGACCGAGACCAACUCCAUACUCUUAAAUUCUGAUGAGCAAAGGAGAAUCAAGACUACAACUCAAAAUGAUGUUACACAACCACCACCAGACCAUGAUUCAACAGGAGCUACCUGUCAGUCAAACUCUAUUCAUGAUACUAUUGAUAAGACAAUGGAUGCUAGUGAUUUUACUUGGGAAGAGUCAGAGAGUUUAUCGGACAUCGAUGACACUGAGGUGGAUGUGUAUAUUAACACAGAGGAGGAGAAGAAGUUGAAAACGACUGUCUGGGAGGAGAUUAACAGAGAAUAUCUUGAGGAGCAGGCAGCAAAAGAAGAAGCUGCAUUAGCUGCUAAGAGAGCCUUUGAAGCCACUUUUGCUAACUGCUCAGACGAUGUUGAAGGCGCAAGACAACUUGCUGCGGCUGCUGCACAGAACAGGAAGGACAAACGAGAGAAGCGAGCUGCUGAGUUAAAAAGCCGUGGUCCUCCUCAAACUUUUGGGGAUGCAGUAAAAGGAAUGCUAGAUGCAAAGAGGUUGAGCUCAAGAAUUCGAUAUGACUUACUGGACGGGCUUCUUGAUUCGGAUGAGCCGGACCCCAAGAAAAGCAAAACGGAGGCAGAGGCAGUGGAGGAGGAGGUGGAGGAGCACGAACACGAACACGAAGAAGAUCCUGAAUUAGAUGGCUACGCUGACUACAAGGAAAAAUAUGAUUAUGACCAAGAUUAUAAUGAUGAUUUAUAGUAGUAGUAUUUUUCACGUAUACCCUUUCUUCUAUUUUUUUGCAAAUUCCAUUAUUUAACUUAUAACUAUAGCAAGGCUAAAGCUACAUUA